Daphnia carinata is the source of this 734-nucleotide messenger RNA. RefSeq lists its product as uncharacterized. The record is from RefSeq and is a predicted model, not a curated record. Bases 65 to 619 code for a protein of 184 amino acids. The transcript has 4 exons. NCBI's taxonomy places the organism in Eukaryota, Metazoa, Arthropoda, Branchiopoda, Diplostraca, Daphniidae.
UAUCUCUCAAAUGGGCGUUUAACUUUUUAAAGAAUAUGAAGACGCAUUGUAAUCUUUAUAUAAAAUGCGGGUGCACGUAAAAAAGAAUCUCCUUAUAAGAUUAAUCAUUUCUUUACUGGUUAUUUACGUUCUUUUUCGAUCUAAAUGGAACUCGGCCAGCUUCAGCACUUCAGUUUCAGAAAAUCCUCAUCAAAUCUGGGAAUUUGUAUCUGAUCUCAAUAACGCUAAAAAACUCAAUCCAUCUAUCUUUGAGUUUUACAUCACUGACCAUGAUAAAGGAAACUAUGAACACUGGGAAUAUGGAGCAGUAAUUUACGAAACAAUGUCAUUCAUUCCUCUCCUGACAAAUGUCAACUAUGCUGAUUUCACCCUUAAAACAUCACCCAACAAAGAUCACUACAAAAUUCUAAGCACUUAUAAAACAUGCUUCUUCAGCUAUGCCUGCUUGCACAGCAAAUCAGAAAUGACAUUUUCUUAUGAUGCUGCCAAUGGUGGAACCAAAGUUCGGGAACUCAUUGAUUAUCAAUGUCCAUUCAUCUUUUCUUGGUUAUGUUCAAAAGAACUAACAAACCAAAGGAAUGAAUGGAUGGAGCGCUUAAAAAACAUUUACCAACACUGAAAACCAAGUGCAACACAGGAAAUUAGGGUAUUUUGUGAUAUUACUCCUGUUCCCAAUUCGUCACUCACUCCAGGUGCUAAUCAAUGAAAUAAACAUUUUUUAACAGCAAAAAAAA